CGUGCGCCAAGGCGCGAACCCUAGCCGAGAUCAGAUCGGAGGCGAGCGCCACCACCGGCCGGAGGAAGAGGACGACACGAUGCUGCGGGUUGCGGGGAGAAGGCUCUCGUCUUCCCUCUCCUGGCGCCCCGCCGCGGCGGUAGCCAGGGGUCCCCUCGCCGGCGCUGGCGUCCCCGACCGGGACGACGACUCGGCUCGCGGACGGAGCCAUCCGCGGUUCUCCAUCGACUCCCCCUUCUUUGUCGCUUCCAGGGGUUUCUCUUCUACUGAAACAGUUGUCCCAAGGAACCAAGAUGCGGGCCUAGCUGACCUCCCAGCAACUGUGGCUGCUGUGAAGAAUCCUAACCCUAAGGUGGUUUAUGAUGAGUACAACCAUGAAAGAUAUCCUCCUGGAGAUCCCAGCAAGCGUGCCUUUGCAUACUUUGUCCUGAGUGGUGGGAGGUUCAUAUAUGCAUCACUGCUGCGUCUUCUCGUACUGAAGUUUGUCCUGAGCAUGUCAGCAAGCAAGGAUGUGCUUGCCCUUGCUUCACUUGAGGUGGACCUCUCCAGCAUCGAGCCAGGGACCACAGUGACCGUGAAGUGGCGUGGAAAGCCAGUCUUCAUCAGGCGUCGGACAGAGGAUGACAUCAAGCUUGCCAACAGUGUGGAUGUGGCAUCCCUGCGCCACCCAGAGCAGGAUGCAGAGCGUGUGAAGAACCCUGAGUGGCUGGUGGUCAUUGGCGUGUGCACGCACCUCGGCUGCAUCCCACUACCUAAUGCCGGAGACUUUGGCGGCUGGUUCUGCCCAUGCCAUGGUUCCCACUAUGACAUUUCCGGGAGGAUCCGCAAGGGCCCUGCGCCGUUCAACCUCGAGGUCCCUACCUACAGUUUCUUGGAGGAGAACAAACUGCUCGUAGGCUAAGAGCUCGAAAGCUACCUGUCUGUUUAUCUACUUCACUCAGGUGAAUCCCUGCUGUGCUGUUAUAUUGUUUCUUCCUAUGACAGUUUGGCUAGUGUUUUUUUUUUGCUCCACGAGGAUCAUUGCAAUUCCUUUAUGGUCGACUGUUAUAUGCCAAAGUGCGUUUUUCAAGUACAAAAUAAUGUGCUACUUUGCUGCUACUAAAAUGUAAGUUGGGAGUCAUUUGGAACUUCAGUUUUCUGAGAUACCGUAGGAAGGAUAUUAAUUACUUCCUCCGAAUUUAAUUUUAAGUCAUUCUAACUUUGUUAGAAUCAGAGC
Molecule: messenger RNA, 1216 nt
Organism: Zea mays
Lineage: Eukaryota; Viridiplantae; Streptophyta; Magnoliopsida; Poales; Poaceae
Product: iron-sulfur protein 1
Exons: 2
Coding region: 80-901 (273 amino acids)
Cellular component (GO): membrane
Molecular function (GO): 2 iron, 2 sulfur cluster binding; quinol-cytochrome-c reductase activity
Source: RefSeq, marked validated